AUUGUCGAACCGGUUUGGGGUCCUUCUUUGCCUUUCGGCGCCCGGAUAUCCCGAAGGCCCGCUGUUGCCAUGUGGUGUCCGCGUUGUUGCCUGUUUGCAGUGCGGUUGAACGCCGCGAGGAUGAGCGGUACCGCUUCUGUUGUCGGCGGUGGCGACAAGCGCAAAAAGGUUGAGGAGGAGGAGGAGCAGCAGCCGGGAGUCGGGCUCCGGGGCCACGGCCAACCGCCGACUAAAAAGCUGAGGAACAAGAAGAGCAAGGGCGGCCGCUAUGUGCCCCCUCCCGGGAAGAAGAAUCUGGGCAUCAGCUUCGGGCAUCAGCAUUUCAGCGAGACCCAGUAUUACUUUGAGAACGGAUUGAGGAAGGUCUUUCCAUACUACUUUGAUUUCCAGACCUACUGUAAAGGCCGCUGGGUUGGAAAAACAUUGCGGGAAGUUUUCAGCUCUGAGUUCCGUGUUGAACCAAUUGAGUAUUACACCCAGGCUGCCAAAGCUGGCCGAAUCCGGCUUAAUGAGGAACCCGCCGACCUUAAUACAGUCCUAAAGAACAAUGAUUUCAUGAGGAACACAGUGCACAGGCAUGAGCCUCCUGUUACUGCUCAGCCAAUAACGAUACUCACCCAGAACCAGGAAGUCGUUGUGGUGGACAAACCAGCCUCCAUCCCUGUACACCCCUGUGGCCGGUUCAGACACAACACGGUCAUCUUUAUCCUGGGAAAAGAACAUGGUCUGACAGAACUGCACACCAUUCACCGGCUGGACAGGCUCGCCUCUGGGGUCCUCAUGUUCGCCAAGACACUUGAGGUGUCAAAGAAAAUGGACCAGCAAGUCCGAGAGAGACAGGUGCAGAAGGAGUAUGUGUGUCGAGUGCAGGGCGAGUUUCCAGAUGGUGAAAUUGCUUGUGAGGAACCCAUCCUCGUCAUCUCCUACAAGGUUGGUGUAUGCCGAGUGCACCCCACAGGGAAACCGUGCAAGACUGUCUUCCAGAAACUGAGCUACAAUGGCACGUCCAGCUUGGUGCGCUGCUCCCCUUACACUGGGCGCACCCACCAGAUCCGGGUCCACCUCCAGUACCUGGGUCACCCCAUCGUGAAUGACCCUGUCUACAAUACCGAGGCCUGGGGACCUAAUAGGGGCAGAGGGGGGACGCUGGACAAAACGGACGAUGAGCUGCUGAAGGCAUUGGUGGACGAUCACCGGUUGAAAGAGAGCCUAGAUCUCCUGGAAGUGGACUACCAAUGCACUGGGAAGGAUGACCACAAAGGGAGCACCAACUCCACGCCACCACUCGUGGGCCAGACUGACCCUUUUGCAGACGUAAGAGCUGCAGAUGAGGGGAACAACGGGGUUGAGGUUGGAAGGGGGAAGGCAAGCGACCACAGCUGUUUGGAGCCCACAGCUGGUGAACGGGAAGUGAAGCCCGUGCCUGUGAAGGACACUCUGUGUGGUGAGUGCAAGCUGCUGAGGAAGGACCCAUCCGCAAAGGACCUGAUCAUGUACCUGCAUGCCCUACACUACAAGGGGCUGGACUGGGAGUACAGCUCACUGCUGCCCAGCUGGGCUGCUGCUGACUGGCAAGAAGACUGAGGUACUCGCCACAAGCCCAGUGUGUGUGUGUGAAACCUGCACUAAGAUGAGUCCAGGCCUGAACAUUCAGUAACUGGAGAGGAUGUCUGGGAGAGACAGACAGAGAGAGGGGGGGAAGUGGUGCAUGUGAAAACUUGGUGCCUCCUAUAAAAGGGUCUCUAAAGUACAGACAUUUCCUUGAAGGAGAGAGAGAGAGAGCACCAAGCUGUUUCGUUAUGAAUAUGCAACUGAAGACACACACGCAGACACUCUCUGCUGUCAGUUUGUGUGAAGUUUUAUGGAUCAGCAGAGUCCCUUACUCUGAAGUGCCACUGGGAUACUGCACUUUCCUUUUGCACCUGAAUAAAGGUUUACAACAUUGUUUAAAACAGCGAAGUCUAGAGCUCCCACUUGUGCAGGAAUUAUCAUUAUGAGCUUUGGAUGGGUUUGGGCUGUGACGCCCUCUGCAGUUCACUACCCUACCUACUGGAUCUAAUCUUGAAGAUUAGUGGGCCUGUGAGUAAGGUGUGGGUGAGCCAGUGUCCAUUAUCCUGUUUCCACAGUCGAGUGGUCAUUAAGCAUCACAUCACUGACCCUGAUCAUUUCUUCAGCUAUACUGUAUUCCAGACAGAUCCCUUAGUGUAAAUACCCAUUAACGGUGUUUGUCAACCACUAAGACUGACCUUUGGAUUGUUUUAACAGUAUGAUUUUCUUUUUAAACUUCUGUUCUUUGUUUGGAUUUUGAUAUACAAGAUCAGACAGAAUAAAAUACAAUAAAAUAAAAUAGUGCCAUUGUUCUAAGCAGUUGAGUCAGCGAUAUUGGACUGUCUCGCGUGCUUUCCAAUAACAUAAGCCCAAGGCUAGCAAAUGCUGAAAUGUCUAAUUAAGGCUCUUUAUUGAUUGACAUAACCUAUUGCGUGCAGAUCCGUGCUGUCAAACACUGGGCACAUCAGGUUUCCGUAGGCCGUAACAUUACUACCAAAGCAUAUUUUUGUUAUGUGCUGAUUGAUGGUGUCACAAUACCAAGCAACAUUCCUGCUUCAUUCCCCCCACUACAGGUGUGUGUGCAUUUUCUAUAUGAGGAACCACAUUUGUCAGAUAUGGAUUUCUUUCUCCUGACUCUCUCAUUUUGAUUUUUUCAGAGAACUGUUAUUCCCUAACGAUCCCCUAAUGUUUCAAGUCUAGCUGACACCAUUCCUUUUCAUUAACAAUCUUUGCUCAGUGUCCCACUGUCUGGAAUUGAAUCCUACCUUUUCAGCAAUUAGACUGAUUACAUCCUU
Rhincodon typus (whale shark) is the source of this 2843-nucleotide messenger RNA. RefSeq names its product RNA pseudouridine synthase domain containing 2 (gene rpusd2). Bases 70 to 1584 code for a protein of 504 amino acids. Gene Ontology annotation, biological process: pseudouridine synthesis. Gene Ontology annotation, molecular function: pseudouridine synthase activity; RNA binding. The transcript has 4 exons. NCBI's taxonomy places the organism in Eukaryota, Metazoa, Chordata, Chondrichthyes, Orectolobiformes, Rhincodontidae. The record is from RefSeq and is a predicted model, not a curated record.